AUGCAGGUGUGCAUGAGACUGUGUACACACAGUCUUGGGGCUUGGGAGGCCCAAUGCUUGCUCAGCGAUAUCGAGCAUCUCGUCGAGGAGAUGGUCGAAGAGCUCUUGACGCCAGGAUUCUGGAAGUCCGCGCGCGAUGGCUUCUUCGGUGGAGCGGACUGCUUGCGCGUGGGCGUGGGACAAGAGUCGAAGGACAACGCUUGGUGGGACUGGGCCUGGUGGUCGCCCGAACUAGAUUUCGAAACGCUGAGCAUUGGAGUCCUCCAAGCGUAUCCCGAGAUCUCGCAGCUUUGCAGCAUUCUCAGCGGACUUCCGAUGGACCUGAACAUGGAAGGCGCAACACACCUCGAGAGCGCACAAAUGACAAUGGCGCCUGAACAUCAAGAAGACAGCAGUAGGGAUCGAAGCACAGACACAUCGAGACCUGAAGAUGAGGGCGCAGCUGAGACCAAGGAUGUACCGGAUGCAGAAGUACGAGAAGACGCCGCGACAGCGACCAGCGGAGACACCUGGAAAGGCGAGCAGCCACCACUCCACCUCAACCACGAUGCGCUGAAACACAUCGCCACCUACUUCAUCCCCGGUACCCGCGGAAAAUGCAUCGACAUCAUCACGCUUCAGCGCGGCGCAUUUCAUGAAAUUCGCGAAUUACAUUUCUCCGACGGCUCAACCUGCAUCGGACGCUUCACACGAGACAAGAAGGAACAUGUUUCUGUCCUCGAGAGCGAGACUGCCACUGUCGACUACGUGCGUAAGCAUACUUCCAUUCGAGUGCCGGAGAUUUACUUCAUCAACUGCAAUCCGCAGCACGUGGUCGGCGCAGCAUUUGUGCUCAUGGAGAAGCUGCCUGGUAGACAUUUGUAUUGCUUCUGGGAGAAGUUGGGGUUGAAGCACAAACUGGCGGUGGUGGAGGCGAUUGCGGGCGUGCUGGCGCAGCUUAUGAAGCUCGAGUUUGAUUCAAUUGGGUCCAUGACUGCGGGUGGAGAGAUCGGUCCGCUGUGCGAUAUGGCGUAUCCCGAGUCUGAAUGGGAUCGCGGGCCUUUCAGUACUACGCUCGACUACCUCUUGAGCUUCGUCAAGUCAGGCAUGCCAAUUGAGCUUUCUACCGCCAAGCUAUACUCUGAGGUUGGAGACACUGUUCGGUGGUUUUGCCGAAGACAAAAAGAUAAUCCGAUCUAUGGCGCCCCCUUCCGCAUGAUUCACGGGGACUUUGAUGCUCAAAAUAUGCUUUUCGAGUGGGACGGCGGAGAAGAUCUUCCUCGAAUGACGGGAAUCAUCGACUGGGAUUACAGUCAAUCUGGACCUCUUUACUACCUGUGUGAAUACCCAAUCUUCAUCCAAGACGUCGACUUCCAAAAAGAAAUCAAAUUUUGGCCGCAGAACAAGAUCCUGCGAAAAUACUUCGUCCAGAAGCUUGCCGCACACUUUACUCGAGGAUCGUCUGCAAGACGGGAUGUACAGGAAUGCUUUCGGCAGAAGAAUCUGACGCUCAAUGCUUUCAAUGCCAUGUUCAUCGGCCGGCAUUGGCCGAGCGAGGAAGAAGAGGCUCUUGCUUUGGCGUGCUAUCUGAAAAUCCACGACCCCGAAACGUCAGAUCACGAAUACGCUGGCAGGGCUUAUCGCGGUAAGAUCUUUUGGGAGGAGGACUCGGAGAUGGGAAGUGAUGAUGAAGUGGGCGAGUUUGAGAACGAAGGUGUCGGCGAGGAGUAUCAGGAGCCACUUCGUGAAUACAACACUGAGAGCGAAGAUGGGAGCGAGGGUGGAAGCGAGGCUGAGAGCGAAGAUGGCACCAACAACAGGCCUGCAAGCGAGGAAGACGACCGCGACGUUACAGAAAGGUUCCAGUGA
This is a messenger RNA of Zymoseptoria tritici IPO323, 1848 nucleotides long. RefSeq lists its product as uncharacterized. The transcript is spliced from 2 exons. Lineage: Eukaryota; Fungi; Ascomycota; Dothideomycetes; Mycosphaerellales; Mycosphaerellaceae. The record is from RefSeq and is a predicted model, not a curated record. The coding region runs from base 1 to 1848 and encodes 615 amino acids.